This is a messenger RNA of Tribolium castaneum (red flour beetle), 2292 nucleotides long. It is a transcript of the gene D12, whose product is annotated as D12. Gene Ontology annotation, biological process: regulation of transcription by RNA polymerase II; chromatin remodeling. The coding region runs from base 194 to 2251 and encodes 685 amino acids. Gene Ontology annotation, cellular component: NuA4 histone acetyltransferase complex; ATAC complex. The transcript is spliced from 7 exons. Gene Ontology annotation, molecular function: histone binding. NCBI's taxonomy places the organism in Eukaryota, Metazoa, Arthropoda, Insecta, Coleoptera, Tenebrionidae. The record is from RefSeq and is a predicted model, not a curated record.
UUGACAGCCGGCUGUGCGAGGUCAGGGUCGGUGUAAGGAGGAGACCAAAAUAAAACCCAAAAAUCUGAUAACUGGAAAAAACGUAAACGAAAAUGGAGCUCGUGAUUUAAGUGCGAAAAGUGUGACUUUUGCGGGUUUGUUGUGGCGAAAUGGCAAGACAUUUGAGGUGAUUAAUUGGGGAAGGUUGAGUAAAAUGGAACAUUUGAGGGAUUCUGGAAAAGUUGAUCCUGAUUAUGAGAGUUAUAAUUCAGCUUUGGAACUAAAUGAGGAAGAAGACAAGAAGGAGAAUUUAAUUAAGAUAAGAAAUAUAAUCGAGGAGGAAUACAAUAAAGAAAUUUUCGAGAGACAGGAACAGAUUGAACAAAUCGAAUUACAAAUAUGCAAAGUCCGCAAAAUUUUACAUUUGUUGCGCUACGCCUUAAUCAUGUCCUACUACAAGAAAAAAGAGUUAGAGUACAACGGAACCGAGGACGAAGCCUCCACUUCCGAUCCCCUCCUUGCCCCUGACAAGCAGAACCGGAUCCACCCAGCCCUCAAAAAACUCCUCGGUAAAAACGUCAGCAGCCUUGACCACUUGAACCUCAAAGACAAGCGAAAAACUACUGCCAGAAGCCCCCGCAUCCCCGACCCUCCAACACCCCCAGAAAGCAAAAAAAUUAAGCUCGACCCCGAUAUCAUCCCCCAAACGCCCCCCAAAGUCCAACCCCCGGAGGCCGUCACGCGGAACCGGAAAAAAACUAAACAUCGUGUAGUCAUUGGAAACAUUUCAAAAUGGAUGCCGUCAUCUGAAGACGAUCUUCUGACCCACAAGUGGAUGGUGUACGUAAGGGGCCCUAAGGACACCCCCGACGUGUCGCAUUUCGUCGAUAAAGUCGUUUUCUACCUCCACCCGUCGUACAAACCCCACGAUGUGGUGGAAGUCAGCGAAUCGCCGUUCCAUCUAGCACGCCGUGGGUGGGGCGAGUUUCCAGUCCGAGUACAAAUCUUUUUUAAAGUGAUUUUAAAUAAACCAAUCGAUGUUGUGCACAAUAUUAAGUUGGAUAAGACGUUCAGUGGGCGACAGACGUUGGGAAAUGAGACGAUCGUUGAUGUUUUUCUGUACGACAGUGAAGUUAAAGCGGAAGUUGAACAUGAUUAUUGUUCCGAUGUUGAGACAAAAAUUGAAGAAGUUAAUUUUGACCACUGUUACUGUAUGCCUGCCUCGAGCGAGGGCUUGCCCAAGCUGAAGAAAGAAAAGAUUGAACAAGACGAAGACAAUAAAUUAAUCUACGGGUUGGAGUCGUAUUGCGGGGAAAAUCACGAGAAAAUAACACCAAAUCAACUAGUUUUAAAUCGGAAGGAUAUCAGGUUUAAUAAUACGAAAAUUCUGGUUUUCGGGCAAAAACUAGAAGGCUGCGUUUUGACCAAACUGAUCCAAAAUCAUUCGAGAAAUGCUAAAAGUGAGGCGAACAAUUUUAAACUAGUUUUGCCCUCACACAGGUUCAAAAAUAUGGGGGAGGCGCUUCCUUUCCUGUUCAAAAGGUUGCCCCUUUUUAGCGAUUUAGCGAAUAAUGCGAAUUACAAACGCAUUUACCCGUUUACUGCCUCGAGUUUGAAAGAGUUUGUAAGCUGGAAUGUUGGGAAAAGGCGGAGUUCUGAGUGGAGUCGCGCAAGACUUAUUAAAAAAAUUCUAACUUCGGAACAAAUUUUCGGUUCCGAAAAUUGGAACACUAAGACGAUUUUGAUGUAUGGAAGGUCACACGACUACACACCAUUUAUUUCUUUCGGCCUUUUCAAUCGAGAGUCAGAGGAAAAACAAUUGCUUCAGUCGUGUUACUCUUCAAGCCCGACCAUUGGUUGCCGCAACCACGCAAUUGAACAGCAAGAAAUCACAGUCAACAUUGAGUCAGAUUCGGAGUCUCCGAAAAAAAAUCAUUCUGUGAUUGACAUCACCGACCCUCAUUUGAAACUCGAGUGUUCGUUCAUCCGCCAAACGGCCCUCGACUGUGGCAUUAUCCUCAAGCCGGAGGAAAUCGUAGAAGGCGUGAAGUUUAACGGUGCUGAAAUGAUGAUUCUCGAAGCUGUUAAAUGUCUCGCCGAGAAUUUGAUCCGACGAGGGAAGAAUCAUAGAGUUUGCACGAAAAUUUCGAGUAAUUCUAGUACAAGUGUAAUAAACCGGGAGGACGUCGAGAUGGCAAUCAAUGAGCGGCCGGAGAUGUUCUCCUUGAAAUAUUUCAGGAACGAGCGGAAAAAUUUUGAGUAUUUCUCGUAAAAUGUCCGUAAAUUGUGAUUAAAUACACUAUUUUUCCAACC